Molecule: messenger RNA, 1491 nt
Organism: Entamoeba histolytica HM-1:IMSS
Lineage: Eukaryota; Evosea; Mastigamoebida; Endamoebidae
Product: heat shock protein 70, putative
Exons: 2
Coding region: 1-1491 (496 amino acids)
Biological process (GO): protein refolding; cellular response to unfolded protein
Cellular component (GO): cytoplasm
Molecular function (GO): ATP hydrolysis activity; misfolded protein binding; heat shock protein binding
Source: RefSeq, a predicted model, not a curated record
AUGAGUGAUAAAACACUUGUGUUUGUAGGAAUUGAUUUUGGUACAACUUUUUCUUCUAUAGCUUAUUAUAAUCCUUUGAAUAAAACUGAUUGUACUAUUAAUGAUGAAGGAGGUAAUAAACAAAUACCAUCAUGGGUAAGUUUUGCUCAAAUGGAAAAUAGUGGGGUUAUUAUUGGGAAUGGAGCAAAGAAUGAAAUUUUUGGUGAAUGUGUUUUGUAUGAUUCUAAAAGAAUUAUAGGAAGUGACAUAUCUGAUAUAAGUGAUGAAGAUAAAAAGCAUUGGCCAUUUACAGUAAUAGGAAAUAACAAUGGAAAGGCAUGUAUGGAGGUAUAUAAUCCUUUUAAGCAAAAAGAUGAAAUAUUUGAACCAGAAGAAAUAUCAGGAAUGGUAUUAAAAAAUCUUAUUCUUAUGGCUAAAUCAAAAUUGGAUAAUACAGAAAUUGGUAAUAUUGUUGUUACAGUUCCUACAGAAUUUGAUGAUAAAAAAAGAAAUGCUACUUUAGCUGCUUGUAAAUUAGCAGGAAUUGAAAAUGUUACACUUGUUAAUGAACCAGUAGCUGCUCUUGUAGAAUAUAAGAGAACUCAUAAUGACGUUCUUAGUAAUGACUCUAAAGUUGUUGUAAUAGACUUUGGAGGAGGAACAUUAGACAUUUGUUGUUGUAAAUUACAAGGGAAAGAUAUUAGUACUGUGUCUGUUGGAGGAGAUAAGAAUGUAGGAGGAAAUGACUUUGAUGCAGUUCAUAUAUUAGGAGAAGAUAAUAAUGAUGAUCUAGACAUUGGUUUAAGUGUUUCAAGGAAAGAAUUUGAAGAGCUUUGUGAAAAGAAAGGAUUAUAUAAAAGACUUAUUUCAAAAAUAAAAGAAGUUACAGGAAAAAGUGAUUUUGUAGGAAACUCUGUUCAAUUGGUUUUAUUAGUUGGUGGAACUUGUUUGAUAAAAAGAGUAAGAGACGAAAUAGCAAAACUAUAUGACGUAAAGAAUUUUUCUGAUAUAAACUUUGAUUCACUCACUGCUGUUGCAAAAGGAGCUGCAUAUUUAUCACAUUUGAAAUCUGAAUGUUCAAUUGUUGAAGAAAAAGUAUAUGAAAUAGUACCAAAGUCUAUUGGGAUAGAAGUAAAUGAAGGAAGGUUUUAUGUACUUAUUCGUGAAGGAGAACAAUUACCUACAAGUGAAAAAACAAAGAUGUUUAAAACUUACAAAAAAAAUCAAGAAGUUGCUGACUUUAGGAUUUAUAGAGGUACUGGUAACUACACUAGUUCUCCUGGUGUAGAGUUUGUUACAGCAAUGAGUAUAAAUGGAUUUCCUUUAGGACCAGCUGGAAGUGUAACUUUUAAAUUAAAAAUUAAAUUAAAUGAAAGUGGACUUAUGGAAUUAUCUGCAAAUGUUUUUGGAACAGAUAUUCAUAAAGAACUAGCAGUUACUCUUGAUUUUGAAAAAGUUGAUGAAACAUUUGAAAGAUUAAGACAACACUUUAACCUUUUCCCAAUAUAUUAA